AUGCGCAGCUCUGCACCUGUAGCGUGCCACGGCCGAACAGGGCUCAUCUACAUUGAUGGCCGGUGGGUGCAGUCGACGUCCACAGCCACGCAUAACGUGGAGAACCCGGACACGGGUGAUGUGAUUGCGGUUGUGCCCGAGUGCAAUGCCCAGGAUCUGGACAAAGCGGUGCAGGCUGCGUACAACGCGUUCCAUGAUGGGCCCUGGGCCAACCAGUUCUCUGGUGCAGAGCGCCGCGACGCCCUGAUCGCCGUUGCCGAUGCCAUUGAGGAGCACCGCGCCGAGCUCGAGCUCAUCGAAAGCAUCAACACUGGCAAGCCCAUCAGCGACAUGCACGUCGAGGUCGACGACACGAUCGACCUGUUCCGCCACUUUGCUGGCUAUGCUGACAAGGUUGAGGGCCGCCAUAUCGGCCACCAGACAAACCAGACAAUUGAGGGCUACACGGUCAAGGUGCCUGUCGGUGUGGUCGGCUUCAUUAACGCCUUCAACUACCCGCUGAACCUGCUUGGCUGGAAGGUCGCUCCUGCGCUGGCAGCCGGGUGCACAGUUUACUUUGCCUACCUGCUUGAAAAGACAGGCAAGUUCCCGCCUGGCGUGUUCAACGUUGGCCAGGCUCUGGUUGACCACGACCUGGUCGACAAGAUUGGCUUCACCGGCUCGGUCGCCACGGGCAAGCACGUGAUUCGGUCGACAGCCUCGACGCAGAAUGUGCGCUCGACGUCGGUGGAGUUGGGUGGCAAGUCGCCGGGCGUGGUGAUGCCCGAUGCGGACCUGGACAAGACGGCGCAGCUGGUGGUCAGCGGAUGCAUGAGCAACGCCGGCAUGAACUGCAACGCGCUGACGCGCCUGUGGGUGCACCGCGACAUCUACGACGAGUUCAUGCCCAAGAUCAAGGCGGCCGCCGAGUCGAUGGUGCUGGGUGCCCCGCAGAGGAGACACGGUGAUGGGCCCGUCAUCGACAAGCGCCAGUUCGACCGGGUCAUGGAGUACAUCCGCAUUGGCAAGGAGGAGGACAAGGCGGCAGUGCUGACUGGUGGCGAGCGCGCGUUCGACCGCGGCGACGCCCGCAUUGCCACCGAGGAGAUCUUUGGCCCAGUGCUGUCGGUGCUCGAGCCGUUCGACAGCCUCGACGAGGUGAUCGAGAUCGAGCGCAAGAACGAGUUUGGUCUGGCUGCGGGCAUUUUCUCGCGCAACCACCAGGACAUCAAAAAGUUCACGCGCAAGCUGCGCAGCGGCACCAUCUGGGUCAACACCUACAACGCCCUGUUCUCGUACCUGCCCUUUGGCGGAUUCCGCAACUCGGGCUUUGGCCGCGAGCUGGGCUACGAGUCGUUUGACGGAUACCUGGUCCCCAAGUCCAUCAUUGACGACGUGUCGUACUAAGUUUGGCACCGAGGGGCCAGCCGCAAUGUUUCCUGCAGAUAUGCACAGGUAUCCAGCCUCGCCCCCUAACCCCUUGAUUGGCUGUUUUUUCGGCGGGGGUUCAGGGCCUUGCCAUUGAAGAGACGAGCGCUGGUUUUUCCGCACCUUGGCUCUUUAGCUUCUUUUUUGCUGUUCUCUAAUUCAAAUUACUCGCAGUU
Linderina pennispora is the source of this 1583-nucleotide messenger RNA. Its product is annotated as aldehyde dehydrogenase. Gene Ontology annotation, molecular function: oxidoreductase activity, acting on the aldehyde or oxo group of donors, NAD or NADP as acceptor. Bases 1 to 1386 code for a protein of 461 amino acids. The transcript has 5 exons. The record is from RefSeq and is a predicted model, not a curated record. NCBI's taxonomy places the organism in Eukaryota, Fungi, Kickxellomycota, Kickxellomycetes, Kickxellales, Kickxellaceae.